AUGUUUAUCAACAUUACAGUCCCCUCUGACACUCAGAAGGGCGAUCUACGACGAGCCAUUCGAUCGCAGGCCGCAUUAAGCAGUGCUGAUUCUCGCAAGAGCACUAUCGCUGCCAGAGCUACCACCAAUUCAGCUUCACCUGAGGAACAGAAGUCAUUGAGAUUACGAGUACGGAGGAAGAGUAGAGCAAAGGCAAUCAAAGAUGACCCAGAAGCACCACGCAGCUCAUCGGUCUCCAUCGCUUCCACUCAAAGUUCUCCCCGCUCCAGCACCUACAGCCCAUUGCAACCAAACUACGUCUUCACCUCACAGCCUGACCAAUGGAACCGAUCCAAUACUUAUCUGGCAUACCCCUGCGUGGAUGAGUGGCAUCCAGCAAUCCCGCAAUUGGUUGAUACAUACUUGACAUAUUUCGCUCCUAGCGUUCAAGACCCCAUCUAUCUAUCCGACCGGCCAGUCCUUCGCCAGGAUCUAUGGCCCGAAACUCCGUCGCAUGGUAGUCUGUUCUUCGCAAAUCUCCUCAUCGCAUCAUCUCAUCCCUCCUACUCAAGGGAACAAACACCAGAGACUAUUGCGUGCACCGCCUGGUUGCGGCAUCAAAGCAUGCGUAGCCUACAGGCCGCAUUGGAUCCGACCGGAGGCAUGAAUACGAGUGAUCAAUUGAUCGCUGCAGUAUGUCUGCUCUGCGCUUGGGAGUUUCAGUCUGGCGACGAGCUUUCUGCAGCAGCACAUAUGACUGGACUCAAGACAAUGGUGAACAUGCGUGGAGGCUUCCAUAGCCCUGACUUUCCGCUCAUCGUUCGCCGCCUCAUAGCCUUUGUUACCUACGACCAGCCCUGGUACUCUGGACUGGAGCCAGUCUUCAUGCCACAAGGCGUCCAGCGGAAUAUCACCAUUGAUCUACACAGUCUCGAUUUACCGAUGGGCUUCGCAUCCUUUGUGAGGCCCAACCGGAUCUGCGCGAUCGCACCCUCAACUCUAGGAUUUGUCUCUGAGAUCAACCUCAUCAUGAAGAGACCCCGACACCGGAAAUAUGCCUUACUCGAUGUCCAAUCACGUCUGGUCGAGUACAACUUCCUGGAAAAUGUGACGAGCAAUUUCUCUCCAAUUCAGACUUCUUUCGACGACACGAUCUCAGUCCAAGCCGAGCACCACAUCAAGCUUGCUUUGUUAUUCCUCAUCUCUCACCUCCAAGGCAGCAGCUCUGAGCAGUAUUGGGAGAUGACAAAGUCCUUGUUUCCUGAGGUUCUCAUCAACACCGUCUAUGCCGAGGUCGGAGUAUGGGCCCUCUUCAUGAUAUACAGUACGAUACAGAUGCCAUCUCCUGUACUCUUGGAUGGACUAGAAAAGCUAGUCUCGAGCCUACACAUCACUGACUGGUCGAUGGCUGACAUGGUUCUACGUCGACACCUGUAUCCUUUCGAGAGCCUUGAUGUUGCUUCGCUAGCAAUGUGGAGCCAAAUGGUCUUGAACCGGCCGAUCAUUCCUGAGCAAAACAAUCUUUCGAGAUAUCAUAUCUCAGCAUAUAGACGCGACGAGGGGCCGCUUCUAGAGAUGGAUUCAAUGCUGCUGUCGCCAUUGAGUCUUCAGAGCACAUCAAGUUUAUCAUCCUAA
This is a messenger RNA of Aureobasidium namibiae CBS 147.97, 1614 nucleotides long. RefSeq lists its product as uncharacterized. The record is from RefSeq and is a predicted model, not a curated record. NCBI's taxonomy places the organism in Eukaryota, Fungi, Ascomycota, Dothideomycetes, Dothideales, Saccotheciaceae. Bases 1 to 1614 code for a protein of 537 amino acids. The transcript has 2 exons.